Molecule: messenger RNA, 4020 nt
Organism: Propithecus coquereli (Coquerel's sifaka)
Lineage: Eukaryota; Metazoa; Chordata; Mammalia; Primates; Indriidae
Gene: TPM4
Product: tropomyosin 4
Exons: 9
Coding region: 107-961 (284 amino acids)
Biological process (GO): actin filament organization; muscle contraction
Cellular component (GO): actin filament
Molecular function (GO): actin filament binding
Source: RefSeq, a predicted model, not a curated record
GCUAUAAGGGCCUCUCCUCCGCCCUCCGAGACUCACUCGGCCGCAGCAGCCGCAGCCCCCGCGCAGCCACCCCCGGAGCCCGCGUCCCCCAGCCCAGCGCCCAGCCAUGGAGGCCAUUAAGAAGAAGAUGCAGAUGCUGAAGCUGGACAAGGAGAACGCCAUCGACCGGGCCGAGCAGGCCGAGGCGGAUAAGAAAGCCGCAGAGGACAAAUGCAAGCAGGUGGAGGAGGAGCUGGCGCACCUCCAGAAGAAGCUGAAAGGGACGGAGGACGAGCUGGAGAAAUACUCCGAGAACCUGAAGGAAGCGCAGGAGAAGCUGGAGGUGACGGAGAAGAAGGCCUCUGACGCUGAAGGUGACGUGGCGGCUCUGAAUCGGCGCAUCCAGCUCGUGGAGGAGGAGUUGGACAGGGCUCAGGAACGGCUGGCCACAGCCCUGCAGAAGUUGGAGGAAGCGGAAAAGGCUGCGGAUGAGAGCGAGAGGGGAAUGAAGGUGAUAGAAAACCGGGCCAUGAAAGACGAGGAGAAGAUGGAGAUCCAGGAAAUGCAGCUCAAAGAGGCCAAGCACAUCGCUGAAGAGGCCGACCGCAAGUACGAGGAGGUAGCUCGUAAGUUGGUCAUCUUGGAAGGCGAGCUGGAAAGGGCGGAGGAGCGUGCGGAGGUGUCUGAGCUAAAAUGCGGUGACCUGGAGGAAGAGCUCAGGAAUGUCACUAACAAUCUGAAAUCGCUCGAGGCCGCAUCUGAGAAGUAUUCUGAAAAGGAGGACAAAUAUGAAGAAGAAAUUAAACUUCUUUCUGAUAAACUGAAAGAGGCUGAGACCCGUGCUGAAUUUGCAGAGAGGACGGUUGCAAAACUGGAAAAGACAAUCGAUGACCUGGAAGAUGAGUUGUAUGCUCAGAAGCUCAAGUACAAAGCUGUCAGCGAGGAGCUGGACCAUGCUCUCAACGACAUGACCUCUCUCUGAGGGGCGGUGGGGCGCCGCCCUCUGUCCUGGCAGUACUGCCGCCUGCCUUCUCACUGUGCUGCCCACACUCCGGGCUUCUAGGAGCUCCAGUUGCCUGCCUCCUGGUUUGGUGUUUCGAGCCUUCCGAUGUGUCUGUGACUCUGUGGCCGCAAUAAAGAUAGGCAGUCCUCAUCUUCAUGCCCUCUCAUUUUCAUUUUCUCCACUUGCCGCCUUUGAGUCGUAGCUGUCGGUGCCCUUGACCGUGGCUGGAACAAAAAGUGGCCGGUUAGCCUUCUCUCGCUCACAGAUGAAGCGCUCAUUACAGAAAAGAAAGUUAUGCCGACGUGAUUCUUUUCUGAAGAGGCAAAAACAAAAGGCAGCUUGGCACGCGCUCUCGAAUGGGCGUCAGCUCACUGCGUCUGCGUGCCAGGCGUUUUUCCUUAAUUAGAAACUGUCUGAAUGGAGGCUCAUCCCUACCAACAACCUCUGCGCAGCUUACGACUCAGCAGCACUUGCAAAGACCAGCAAGCCUGUGUCUAAAAUGAGGCUACCCUUGAAUGGGGUUUGAGCUACGAAUUCAAACAGCGGCAGUGGCAUUUUCGUCUCCUCCUUCUUCCUUUUCUCGUUUGCUCUCUGUGUUACGCUCUGGGAAUGGUGGCUGGGGUUUCCCACGUCUUCAUCGUUCAUGGAACAUUCAUCCAGCGCCCCGUCCUGGGAGGAAGUUCACCUUCGCACCCAGCCCUCAGGAAACUGACUGUACCAGGAAUUAAAGAACAUCCCAUUGACAGGGAAAGGGAGUAGAAACUGCCGUGGUGUCAGACAAAAGAAGUGGGGUGACUCUUUACUGAGUUCCAAACCACGCUGCCUGAGAUGCUGACAUCGUCUCCAUACCUCAGUUAACUAUAACCAGGAACCCUGCUUUAGUUUCGUAAUAACUCAUGGGAUCGGCCUGUGGGUAUUAAAAGGUCAUACUUUUGGUGAUCAAAAACACGGAUUUUUCCAAGAAAAUCCAAAUUUGAAAUAGUCUAUCCAGUCCUCCCCUGCAUCCCACCACCACCUCAAAUUAUCCUGGAAACACGGACAUUUAGAUCUCUAAGCUACACCUUCCAAACCACCCCUCGAACCUGGAAUUGGCACAAAAAUCACCAACUAGAUCACCAAUUUUUGGUCACUAUAGCUUGUUAUUCCUCAUCCUGUAAUUUUUUUAUUCAGGUGGGAAGCUCUGUCUCAAUUGUUCUUGAUGUUCAUUGCUCCAAAAUGCACGUCCCCUAAACUACCUGCACCUUUCCAGCCCAGCCUCUUCCUGUUCCUAAGAGCCACCCUUUCUCAACUUUUGUAAAAACCAUGCCCCUCACACAUUGCCUUACGUAUGCCCUUGGAGAGGUCACAGACUGUGUAGGGGGCUAUUUUUUGUUUGCUUUCUCUUUGUAUCUGUUCCCGGGAUUCUUCCGGACAUUUGUAGCCUCCACCCUUUGGAAUGACUAUGCAGCCUGCCUAUCCUGUCAUUCUACCUAACUAAGCACCUAAGUGGAAUUUCAGACAUUAAUGCUAUGGAGUUCGACUUUUACCUGUUGAUAGUCUGUGAGCCUCAUGACAAUUCUCAAGGACGAUUAAGGGAAAGUAAUUUUUUUAAAGAUUCAUUUUAUUUAAGAUACAUAAAGUAACAUAUUCUCCUAACUAUUUUAAAACGCAGACUGAUCUUUAAUACUGAAUCAUAAGGCUCGAUUAUCAUACUACACAUACUGAAUCAUAAGGCUUGAUUUAUCAAACUACACAGAUGGAAAGAAAAAAGUUGUUCAGAGAAGUCAAGAGAUUUUCCAAAAGUCAGACAUCUAGCUAGCAACUAGAUUUCAAUUCCUCUGACUUCCAGGCCAAUGUGUUUUCCAUUUAUUCCAUUCAUUAAGGAAAUUGUGGUAGGCAGAAUUCUAAGACGGUCCCCAAGAUUCUCACUCCCUGGUGUGCAGGUCCUGUAUAUCCAAGGGAAAGUAAUUUUAUCUCAGACCUAGUAACAAAAUAGAUGCCAAAAAAUCCAGGUGAUAAGGUAAAGUGAGGUCAGGAUUCAUAGUCGAGAGACCAGGGUGUGAAUCCUAGCUCUACUUUAGCUGUGCAACCCUGAACAAGCUGCUUAGCUUUCCUGCAAAAUAGAGGUGAUACCUCAGUUGUUGUGAGGCUUAAAUGAGAUGAUGGAGACAUUGGCUCAUACAUUCAGUAUUCAGUUAACAUUUAUUCCCCCAGACUGGACAGGCCCAGGUCACUAUUCUGUUUCUGAUGGAUCAUAGUCGCUUGAUCUCUUUUUUAAGUGCCUCCUCAAAUGAAAGUUUCAGUCGUUGCAGCAGAAAGGCUGCCAUCUUCUGCAGUCAUUUUUUUCUUCCUGAAAAUUUCCAGGCUGAUCAUAUCACAUUUUAUGAGGCAUUUUGCUUCCCUCUGGUAUUUUAAUAAGUUUUGGCCUUAUCCCUUACCGGCCGUCACUUACUGUAAACCAGUUCUCUCUCGUGCUGUCACGCAUAGCUCUAAAUAGCUUCUUUUUCUUUUCUUUUUUUUUUGUUUCAUCAGCUCAAUGGCUUAAUAACGUGCCUACAGUCUGGCUUAAAUUUCAGUCAUGUUGCUUUUACCUGGGGUUUGACCUCAUUGCUGUGGAUACACAGACACAGUAACACCAAUAUGCUCAGAAUUUAAACAACCAUUCCCAGAAGCUCCAAAGGAAAGAUGUGUUAUAGGAUUGCAUUUUCCUACCAAAGGCUCAGGGUCUAAUAAACUGGGACUAGGGGGAUAAUGUAUUAAGUCACCCAUAUCUAGGACUAAAAUCUUAUGUUUGUGUAGCAAGUCAUAGGCUCUGAAACAUUUCUCAUUUAUUCCUCAUAAUAACCCCCACAGCACACAUUGGUAUUAUAUUAUCCCCAUUUGACAGAUGGUAAAACUGAGUCCUAGAAAGGUUAAAUGGCUUACUUGGGUACAACUGGGACUUAAAUUCGGGUAUUCUGACUCUAGGGUUGCCAGAUUUAGCAAAUGAAAAUACAGGACACCGAGUUAAAUUUGAAUUUCAGAUAGGCAAUGAAUAAAUUUUUGGCAUAAGUAUAUCU